Pseudogymnoascus destructans is the source of this 2222-nucleotide messenger RNA. RefSeq lists its product as uncharacterized. NCBI's taxonomy places the organism in Eukaryota, Fungi, Ascomycota, Leotiomycetes, Thelebolales, Thelebolaceae. The record is from RefSeq and is a predicted model, not a curated record. Bases 1 to 2175 code for a protein of 724 amino acids. Gene Ontology annotation, biological process: phosphatidylethanolamine biosynthetic process; phosphatidylcholine biosynthetic process. The transcript has 5 exons. Gene Ontology annotation, cellular component: cytoplasm. Gene Ontology annotation, molecular function: ethanolamine kinase activity; choline kinase activity.
AUGACAGACAGGAAUGCGGCGCCGCCACAAGACCCAGACCGAAAACCCGGCGGUGAUGGCAGCACCACCACCAGCAACAGCCACGGAGGUGGAGGAGGUCAGAGGCCGCUGCGGCCCGCCAUGAUCAUGGCCAUCCGAGGCGACGAUGGCGGGGCAAGCCCCAAGAGCGGGCCUACGAAGGUCGUAUCCAUUGAAGAGCCCAAGCUCUCCCCACCAAUGCAACCCCUCGACACACCACCCAUAAAACAAUUCACCGCAGGCGUCGGCAAGCGACUCACCGGUCGCCCCACGCCCUCCUCCUUCAGCAACUCCUCCAAGAACUCCCUCGUCAGCCAGGCGAGCCAAGAGGACAUCCCGAGGCUGGCUAUGAGGGGGAACGAGAAUAACAGCCCUACCACCGCCCGCAGAGAAUCACAGGACUCGUGCCUGAGCACCAUCUCCCUCGAAGACUUGCAAUCGAUCCUCGAAGACAGUAAAGUGAAAUCCACAUACCGCCCCAACCCAGAGAGCCCUGUCAUCCGCCCGCGCCGACCCUCCUACUCGUCGCGCAAGUACACGUCGCGCCGCUACUCCGUCAAUGCUUCCUCGGACACGGAGUACUUCGAUGGAGACGUCAUAGUCCCCAGCUGCGACGUCGUCCUCGAUAACUCCAAGACCCUCAGCUACGCCUCCGGCACCACAACACCCACCACCUCCGGCCGCCGCGCAGACAAAGAGGCACAGGUGUGGGUUACUUUCAAAUCGGAGAUCCUGAGACUGGCACACACACUCCGUCUUAAGGGAUGGCGUCGCGUCCCCCUUGACAGCGGCGCAGACCUCGAGGUCGAGCGCCUAAGCGGCGCCCUCACAAACGCAGUCUACGUCGUCUCCCCCCCCGCCCUCCCCUCGGACCCGACCAGUAAAUCGAAAGCCCGCCCCUCCAAACUCCUCCUCCGAAUCUACGGCCCACAAGUCGAGCAUCUUAUCGACCGCGACGCGGAGCUCGGCAUCUUGAGCCGACUCGCGCGCAAGAAGAUCGGCCCGAGAUUGCUGGGGACGUUUAGGAAUGGGAGGUUCGAGGAGUACUUCAUAUCCACCACUCUCACGCCCAGGGACCUCCGCGAUCCGGAGACGUCGAAGCAGAUCGCUAAGCGCAUGCGGGAAUUGCAUGAUGGGAUUGAGCUCCUGGAGACGGAGAGGGAUGAAGGGCCGUUUGUGUGGAGGAAUUGGGAUAAGUGGGUUGAGAGGUGCGAGCGUGUGAUUAGUUUCCUGGAUACGUAUCCCGAGACGGGGGAUGGCGGGAAGAAGGUGCCGGCGUGGAGGGAGAGGGGGUUGGUGUGUGGGGUGGAGUGGUCGGUGUUUAGGGGGAUGGUGGAGAGGUAUAGGGGGUGGUUGAAUGAGAAGUAUGGGGGGGUGGCGGGGUUGAGGGAGAAGUUGGUGUUUGCGCAUAAUGAUACCCAAUACGGCAACAUCCUCCGCCUCCUCCCCACCACCGAAUCCCCCCUCCUCCUCCCCGCAAACACCCACAAACAACUCGUCGUCAUCGACUUCGAAUACGCCUCCGGCAACACCCCCGGUCUCGAAUUCGCAAACCACUUCACAGAAUGGUGCUACAACUACCACGAACCCUUUACCCCCUACCUCUGCAACACCAAAUCCUUCCCCACCCCCGCCGAGCAACGCCGCUUCAUCCGCGCCUAUCUCAACCACCGCCCGCAAUUCUCGGGCUUUGCAUCCGCCUCCGCGACACCCAAGGUGGCGCCGGUUGGGUAUGCGGAGGAGGAGCAUAGGAGGAUUGCGGAUGUGGAACGCAGGGUGGAUGAGCUGAUGGUUGAGGCAAGGUGGUGGAGAGUCGCGAAUUCAGCGCAGUGGGUUGCGUGGGGGAUUGUGCAGGCGAAUAUCCCGGAGCUGGAGGAGUAUGAUGCUGCGUGUCGGACGGCGAGUGCUGGUGCGCCGCGGGUGAGGUGGGGGAGAUGGAGAAGUUGGAUUUGGAGGAUGGUGCGGGUGAGGAGGUGGAGGGGGGGAAAAGGGGGGAAUGUGGAGGGCGAGGAUAAGGAGGAUGAUGAGUUUGAUUACGUGGCGUAUGCGCAGGAUCGGGCGAUGUUCUUCUGGGGGGAUUGUGUGGCGUUGGGGCUGGUGAGGUUGGAGGAUUUGCCGGAGAAUGUGCAGGAGGCGGUUAAGAUUGUGGAUUAUUGAGUGGUGAUGGGGUGGGCGCUGGUGGAUUUGUCGGGGCAUGUGGUGGG